CAAAUUGGCGGUCGUUUCAUGGUUGCGCGCGAAUAACAUCGAAUGCUGUGAAAUCGUGGGUGAAAUGUAGAGGUGAUGUGUUUACGCGUUGUUUAAAGCCAGCGGGGACAUGGAAAGACGUUUUGAGUUUUACCGCUUGCAGCCUAGCGCUUGACAGAGCUGAUGGAAAUGAAUUUGCUCGGUGGAGAGCUGGAAGUUGCGAAGCUAUGGCACAGUUUGUGCAUGCAGUUGACAGGACUUCCCGAAGAGUCAGUACACGCCGUCUACGAGAAUACUCUAGCGGCUCUUGGACUCGCAAUUGAAAGCUCCCAAGAGGAUGAUGAGACGAGGGUCGCAGAGCAGGUCAUCCAGUCUUUUAUAGGAAAACACAAAGAGAAAGAAGCGGUCCGGUUCUCUGACCUGUACCGAAGGCUUCGAUCUCCAGCGCUCGAUGGAGUGUUGCCCAGGCGACUGUCUCUGCUUAAGCUUCUCUUGUUCCUGCAAGACGCUGGGGAACACCAAGGGACAACACGGCCGAGCUUGGAGCCUUACCGUCUGUCACAGAGACGUGCCCCGUCUCAGCCUACAGCGCGCAUUGAGUUCUGGCCUCCUCACGUGGGCCAUGCAGCAACUGAGGGGACCCAUGAGCACUCAACGCCAGCAGGUGGCACUCAAGUGGUUGGAGCAACCAGUCAUGUGGGGCAGAAGGUUUUGCGGGACGUGCUGUUCUCUCUACAGGGUGUCUCCAGCAGCUUGGUGCAGUUCCACGACUUACCGCUGGGAAGUUUCACUGUUGACUCUGAGUGUCAGCUCUCAAGUCCACAGCGGCAGAUCGUACGCAAUCUGGCCGUGCUUGGACGCCUGCGCAUCCUGGUGGAUGGCUUCUGCCGACCAGAAACGUUGCGGCGUGGGCUGCUGUGCGAGGCCUUUGUGGGGGCUUUGCAGAACGAGAUGGCGGAGUACUACCGGCUACUUGCACUGCUUGACACACAGCUGAACCCCACCGAAGCCAGUACUGGUGCCCUCACUUUGCCACGAGUGGUGGCGUGGACAAGCAAGUGCAUGGUCAGAUAUCGUUUCCUGGGAGAUCUUGUGCAAACUUGUUCAGUGCUUAGGGGUGGCGAAUUAGCAAGCCAGCUCCACAGUUGUCUGGCAGAUGGGGAUCCCGAAGUCAGCGCUCUCGCACGCAGGCUCCUCCUCGCGGUGCUUCAACCCUGGUACAACAUGCUUUGCCGAUGGAUCCAAACAGGGCAGCUUGAAGAUGUCCAUAAUGAGUUUUUCAUCGCUGCCAACACUGAUGUGCCCGUGGAGAGCCUUUGGCAAGACAAGUACUACCUACGCAAGAGCAUGAUGCCAUCAUUCCUCUCGGAAGAACAGGCCCGGAAGAUUCUGUGCACAGGCAAGGCCGUCAAUUUCUUGCACCAUGUUUGCCAGAAUACCCCGCAGCAGGCAGACCUGCCUCCACCGAAUUCAGUGGAGUGCCUCCUGAAUGAGCAGCAGGACGACUCCUUUAUGGAAUACCUGGAACAGACGUACCAUACACGCAACUGCCACGUUCUCUCUGUGCUCAACACUCAGUUCAAGUUCAAGGAGCACCUGCAGGCCUUGCGACAGUUUCUUUUGUUGGGUCAAGGAGACUUUGUUCGCCACCUCAUGGAUGUUUUAGAUAAGCAGCUCAGCCAGCCUGCCCAGCUCCUGCGCGAGCACUUGCUGAAGGCGGCCUUGGACGAGGCUGUGCAGACCACCAAUGCGCAGUUUGUGGACCCCGACAUGCUGAAGCGGCUUGAGAUCAAAUUGCUUGACAUAAAUCCGGGCGACACCGGCUGGGAUGUGUUCAGCCUUUUCUAUAGAGUCGACGGACCCAUCGGCAUGGUGUUCACUCCAUACUGCAUGUCGUUAUAUCUGCGGCUCUUCAACCACAUGUGGAGGACCAAGCACAUGGAGUAUGUGGCGACCGCAGCUUGGAUGCAGCAGACCAUCAACCUGAAAGUGAAGAACUGCCAGCGCCCUACUGAGAGCCAAUGCACGCUUCAUCAGUGCCACAUUCUGCUCUCCGAGAUGAUACACUUCAUGCAGCAGGUGCAAUACUACAUGGUCUUUGAGGUUAUAGAGUGUGCAUGGGCCGAGCUGGAAUCGCGUGUGGAACAGGCACAAGACUUGGACCAAGUAAUCCAUGCUCAUGAUGACUUUCUGGCUGCCCUAAUGACUAGGGCCCUACUUGAGCCAGAGUCACGGGAUAUUCUCUCCCAGCUGCGUUCCAUCUUCGACCAAGUGCUUCGCUUCAAAGAGGUUCAGGGAGAGCUGCUUUCUCAGCUGAACAGUGGUGCCAGCAGCCUGCGGGCACAGGCGUCCCUCAGAAUGAUCUCAGAGUCCUACCAGCAUCUCGUACAGGACUUUCUGCUGAGCCUCUCUCGCCACGAUGACACCAACCUUCAAGGACUGGGCUUCCGACUGGAUUUCUCGGAGUUCUACAACAGGCAGAAUGUACAGCUGCGGACUUCAAUGACGUUCCAUAGCCGUCGCCAGUACCAAGGGUCCACUGCCCAAGUUUAGGCGAUUCUAUGGCUGCUCAGCUGCCAUGCCAUAUUACCGCCAGCUGCCAGCGCACAGUGAAGGCAUAAUUUAUAUCGAUAACGCUUCGAGGUAAGGCCUUCUGAAGAGGAGGCAUGCGGAACCACACCAUAAUUUGGGCUUCGUUUGGAGCUGAAGAAUCUGUGAACAAUGAUAAUUUAAUGCUUGGAUUGUGCUUUUCGUUCACAUGUGCGAAAUGAAUGUCUUGAGCGUGCGUUAUCUGGAAAAACAUGGACUAUCAGCCGA
Rhipicephalus sanguineus (brown dog tick) is the source of this 2796-nucleotide messenger RNA. It is a transcript of the gene Grip91, whose product is annotated as gamma-tubulin complex component 3 homolog. Gene Ontology annotation, cellular component: equatorial microtubule organizing center; gamma-tubulin small complex; spindle pole. The transcript is spliced from 23 exons. Gene Ontology annotation, molecular function: microtubule minus-end binding; gamma-tubulin binding. The record is from RefSeq and is a predicted model, not a curated record. Gene Ontology annotation, biological process: meiotic cell cycle; mitotic cell cycle; microtubule nucleation. Lineage: Eukaryota; Metazoa; Arthropoda; Arachnida; Ixodida; Ixodidae. The coding region runs from base 163 to 2532 and encodes 789 amino acids.